AUGACAAAUUUGACCAAAUUAGAAUUUGUCGCUCUUGAUAUCAAUGGCAAUAAUUAUUUGUCAUGGGUACUAGAUGCUGAAAUCCAUCUUGAUGCCAUGAACCUGGGAGAAACCAUCAAAGAGGAAAAUACAACCACAAGUCAGGAAAAUGCAAAAGCCAUGAUUUUCCUUCGUCACCAUCUUCACGAGGGGUUGAAAAUGGAGUAUCUGACAAUAAAAGACCUACUUGCCUUGUGGCAAAAUUUGAAAGAAAGAUAUGAUCAUCAAAAAACAGUUAUUCUUCCUAAAGCUCGUUAUGAAUGGAUGCAUUUGAGGCUCCAAGACUUCAAAUCAGUAAGUGAUUAUAAUUCUGCACUAUUCAAAAUCAGUUCGAAAUUGAAGUUAUGUGGAGAAAAAAUUACUGAUAGUGAUAUGCUAGAAAAGACAUACUCAACCUUCCAUGUCUCGAAUAUACUCUUGCAACAACAAUAUCGAGAGAAAGGUUUUAAGAAAUAUUCCGAGCUCAUAUCAUGCCUUCUGGUUGCUAAGCAAAAUAAUGAGCUAUUGAUGAAAAAUCAUGAAUCUCGACCAACGGGAGCAACACCAUUCCCAGAGGCGAAUGCUGUAAAUUUCAAUAAUCGUGGUCGAGGUCGAGGUCGUGGUCGAGGGCGUGACCGUGGCAGAGGAAGAAAUAAUUUUUCAUUUCGUGGUGGGCGCUAUAAUCGUCCAAAUUUUAAAAGAACCACAUGA
This is a messenger RNA of Momordica charantia (bitter melon), 729 nucleotides long. RefSeq lists its product as uncharacterized. NCBI's taxonomy places the organism in Eukaryota, Viridiplantae, Streptophyta, Magnoliopsida, Cucurbitales, Cucurbitaceae. The record is from RefSeq and is a predicted model, not a curated record.